Messenger RNA from Hyposmocoma kahamanoa, 496 nucleotides. RefSeq lists its product as uncharacterized. The transcript has 2 exons. The record is from RefSeq and is a predicted model, not a curated record. NCBI's taxonomy places the organism in Eukaryota, Metazoa, Arthropoda, Insecta, Lepidoptera, Cosmopterigidae. Bases 23 to 403 code for a protein of 126 amino acids.
UAGGUACAUCACUACAGUGACCAUGGAGGGAAUACGUUUUAUUAGUGUUCAGUUGAUAUUCUUCGCAUUCUGUUAUUACACUUAUGCACAAAGUGACAGUAAGUGGACAAUAGUCAAAGACCUCAAAACUCCAGAACUUGUGCGCGCUGCCAAAGAAGCUUUGGAGGUAUACGGAGCCGAAAAUGGCAAAAAUUACACUUAUCUUCAAGUGGAUUAUGCUAAGGAACAACUUGGACCUGGAAAACAUUAUAAAGCAAUAUUUGCCGCCGAUUAUGUUCCUAGAGAAGAGCAUUACUACCUCGAAUGUGUAACGUUUGUUUACCAAAGUCCGAAACCGAAACUUGAUGUGAUUGAAAGUAUAGAGUGUCAACGUCUACCCAGAGUUAAUGAGCGUUCAAAAUAAUGUCUAUCGUGAUAGACAGUGUACAUCUAUAGUUUUUUAUUUUAUCUGUACUUCAACAUAUAGAAAAAUAAAUUUUUGCUCUACUCUUAAAUA